CAUUCUCACGUUUAUCAACAUAUAGCUCACAGUUGCUAAAGUUGCUAACAACUCGUAACUCUUUACAGCAUCAACAGACACACCAGAGGGAUCGACAAUGAAGUCAUUACCUGUGCGAUGUUGAAUGAUCCGCAACUGCUACCUACUCAUCAACUACUGAUGGUCGAUGUCAAGCACCCUUCGAGACACGAAUAUAAACACCACCGGUGCGAUUUUACGGCUGGCCAGUGCGUGCCCUUCAUUCUUCUUAGUAAAAUAUACUAGAGGCGCCAAUUCAAAUUAUCAGUUGACAUAGCAUAUCAUCAUGUCUAUCACUUCAGCGACUUAUACCGGCCUUGCCCCCGUCUCCCAACACACCAAGGACAAUCUCACUUACUAUCCCUACGUCCUCCACAGUAUCUUUGGCAAUCAGUUUACUGCCGCUACAGCUGACCCAUACAUUCCCGCGGAAACCAUCAAACUCAACACUGGGCCAGUGGGACUUCAAGCGAGGUUGAAAGGCGAGGACGGAGCGCUCGUUGAGACUGCUCGUAAAAGUGAUGGUAGCGGUAAUGCGAUCGUCAGAAUAACAGGAAGCUGGUAUCUUAAGCCAGACCAAAAGAACAAAACCAACGUGCACCUUACUGCGGAUACAGGGGAUUCCCAUACGGUCUCCUCUAGUCCACCAACAGAUAGCCCCAACGCUCUGCUUAGUCCUAUCAAGAGCUCAAAAAGCCCACAAGGAGGAACAGUAUCACCUCAUCCACCACCACCGAAAAGCCCUGCAAAAAGGCUGGUAGACAAAGCUAAAAAAGGGCUCCACCGUUUACACGAUUUUCCAACUGUCCUUUCACGUUCUGGCAUCACAGGACAAUUUGCACCACUCAUAGCAGAGGCGGUGACGCCAAACAAAAACCAAUACUUUAAGGAGGUACCAUGUUUUGGCCUUUUCUCCACCCAAUAUAUAGCCACCAAGUUCAUCCCCCAAGGUCAGACAAUCCUUGUCGAACAACCGCUUGUCACCAUCAGUGACUUUUUCAAAAACUCUGAGAAAGAUACUCAAGAUUACUAUGAUCGAGCCGAUAAAGCUCUCAAACAGCGAUUCGACAAGAUGCUCAACCUUCAUCCCAAAGAGGGGUUCUAUGGGACUCUGUUGACUAAUGCGGUCAAGCUCAAGGAAACUGGCGAUCGUGCCAUGAUCUUUGAAAAAGCGUUAAAGUUUAGGCGGAGUUGUGAUGCAAAUAUAACCAUUGCUUGUCAUGGUGGUGGACCUGCAGCGUACUGUAUUGCCUUGACCGACAUUCGACCUGGAACCGAGUUGCUCCAACGCUAUAUUCCCUCCGAUGCGUCUCCUUUCCAGCUCCGCCAAGCACAAAUUCUUGAAGAAUAUAAUGUCAUUUGUCAAUGCCGCCUCUGCACCCUUCCCUUAAUUGAACGUGAGAGAAGCGACGACAACCGCGUCCGCCGUAGGGAGAUCCUUGAUAACCUCGACAGAGACAUGAAACGCAACCCUACUGUCGCCUUAGCAAGGGUAGAAGAAGCGAUACUGCUUGCCGUCCAGGAAGGUCUUUGGGAAGGGCUAUUUUCGGACUUUGAAAAAGCAUGCAUGAUUUGUUGUGGUUGGGGCGAUGAGGAGAGUGCGGAAAAGUGGAGAGAGCCAGCAAAGAGGGCGGCCACGUUGUCUUGGGGAGAUCAGAUUUCGAAGAUCCUUUCAUCGACCAUUAUCGACGUUGAGCCAAAGAAAACAAAAAUCUGGGACACUUUUCGCGUAGCAGCGAAAACGGAAAUGACGCAGCUGAGAGGGCCAGAUCCGGCGUUUUUGAGACAAGCAUUAAGGAUCUUUGCUUUCAUGAAUCCUCGUACAGGAAAGAUGGACCCUCUAUUCGACGUCUCUAAUAUCGAAGACGUGGGUAGGGCGAUUACCAUCACCGGUCCGGAUACCACGAUUCAUCAGCCUCAAAAAGCAGACAUGAUGAACGAGAAAAAUGAUCCGAAUAUCCUCCAGGCGCCUCUUAAUUCUAACCCUAUGAGACCUGCGGCUUCUGUGAGCCCUUCAAGUCCGACGACGAGUCCCCUGAAUCCGAAGAGUCUACUUGGCCCCGGGAGCCUCAGUCCUAAUAAAAUGAAUUAUCGAAAGAAGUCGAUGGGAAUUAUGCGCAAAAAAUCGCAUUUCUGAUGCAGUGCUUGUACCUGUACAUACACGGGCGACGUCUCGUCACUGAAGGCCAGAAAUAACGAAGAAGACUGAGUUGUAUAACAGUAACUUGAUGCCAUUUUGUUGGUGAUAUUUGUAUUAUCUAUGAUGU
Messenger RNA from Cryptococcus deneoformans JEC21, 2285 nucleotides. RefSeq lists its product as hypothetical. The transcript is spliced from 4 exons. Gene Ontology annotation, molecular function: protein binding. Bases 305 to 2155 code for a protein of 616 amino acids. The record is from RefSeq and is a predicted model, not a curated record. Lineage: Eukaryota; Fungi; Basidiomycota; Tremellomycetes; Tremellales; Cryptococcaceae.